CGGACCAAUCAAAAUAAGUCCAGAACGAACGAUUAUUUAUAGGGAAAAAAAAAAGUAAAAAUUUGUCCGACUUGCACUCCCAUUUGAAACCCUCGACAUCAUAUCUUUCAGGCAAAUCCCUGCUUCACCUUCGUUGUUCGCAAUGAAAGCCUCUGUGAAGGGCAGGUACGACACCGAUAAGAGCGGCGCCGCCGCAACCUUCGGUGUCAACGCCGGAGAUGUUAAGCUUCGAGCAUCUAUGACCGAUGCCACCUUCGUUGGUGGCCCAAACUUAAACGGUUUGGCUCUUUCUGUUGAGAAGCCUGGCUUCUUCAUCGUCGACUAUAACGUACCCAAAAAGGAUUUUCGAUUUCAGUUUAUGAACUCUGUUAGGGUUGCGGAGAAACCGUUGAAUUUAACUUAUAUUCACCAUAGAGGUGACAACAGGACUAUAUUGGAUGGAACACUGGCGUUUGAUCCGGCUAACAAGGUUUCAGCCAAUUACUUGCUUGGUACGGGAAAUUGCAAGUUGAAGUAUACUUAUGUUCACCAAGGGGUGACGACCUUUGAACCUUGCUAUGAUCUGGCGAAGAAUUCUUGGGAUUUUGCUAUUUCACGGAGGGUUUAUGGUGAAGAUGUGUUUAAGGCUACUUACCAGACCUCUAGCCAGUUAUUGGGGCUGGAGUGGUCAAGGAAUUCAAAGUUGAAUGGCUCUUUCAAGGUUUCAGCAUCUUUAAACUUGGCGGAAGAGUCAAAGGUGCCAAAAUUAACAGCUGAAAGUACGUGGGACAUUGACAUAUGAUUUUCUUGUAGUAGUUUCCUAAUUCAUUUUGGUUGUUAAAAUUUCUUGUAUUCCGAUAAACGGCUUCCGAUUGGUUCAUGGUAACUUUGAACAUCAUUUUACCAUGGGAUAGUGUACUUUUAUAACGGGCCUUAGUCGAUGAAUUAAAAAUGGGCCUUUUAAUUACAUAGACAAUUACGCAUGCUUCCGAUCAAAUGCAGUAGACAUUUCUCAUUA
Messenger RNA from Ziziphus jujuba (common jujube), 997 nucleotides. RefSeq names its product outer envelope pore protein 24A, chloroplastic. Gene Ontology annotation, molecular function: voltage-gated monoatomic cation channel activity. Gene Ontology annotation, biological process: regulation of monoatomic ion transmembrane transport. The record is from RefSeq and is a predicted model, not a curated record. The transcript has 3 exons. Lineage: Eukaryota; Viridiplantae; Streptophyta; Magnoliopsida; Rosales; Rhamnaceae. The coding region runs from base 143 to 781 and encodes 212 amino acids.